UAUGACAAGUCACCUUCAUGUAUAUUUCAUAAUUCAAUAAGUAGCUUCUCCUAGCUGUUCUUUGAGCUUUGUUUUGAGAGAUGGAGGAGGUUUUAGUAAGGGAAUAUGAUGAGGAAAGAGAUUUUAAAAUGGUGGUGGAACUUGAGAAGAGCUGUAAGACUACAGCAUCUCCUAGUAAUGAAGGAAUGUCUAUACUUUCUAAUAUGAUGGGAGAUGAUCCUUUGUGCAGAAUUAGGCUCUACCCUCUUCAUGUUUUGCUGAUUGCGGAGAUACUGAGUGAAGGAGAAAUUGUUGGCAUUGUUCGAGGAUGCAUCAAGUAUGUGGAAAUUGGAGUUCAUGAAAGGCGGAGACAAGUCACAAUGGGUUCAAUACUAGGCCUCAGGGUAUCUCCCACUCAUAGGCGUAAGGGUGUAGGAGUAAAGCUUGUCCAAUCAAUAGAAGAAUGGUUGAGUAAGAAUGGGGCAACUUACACAUUUGCUGCCACUGAGGAGAACAAUGCAGCCUCCACAAAUCUCUUCACUCUCAGACGCAAUUACAUAAAAUUAAGCUCCCUAUCCAUAUUUGUUCAACGCCUAAAUCCACCUCUUGAUGAUCUACCAGAAGGCGUAAAUUUUGAGCAGUUGCCUACUGAUCAAGCCAUUUCUUUCUACCAGACACGUCUCGGGGCCAAAGACAUGUAUCCUACAGAUAUUGACAUGAUUUUGAAGGAGAAACUUAGCCUUGGCACAUGGUUAUGCCACUUUAAAGAGGAUAAUGUGAAGAUUAAUCAUAACGACAACAAAAUUACCGGAGACUCAUGGAUGAUAUUCAGUAUUUGGAAUACUUGUGAAGCUUAUAAGCUUCAAGUAAAAAGAACUAAUCAUCAUUCAUCACCAGUUUACCAUGCAAUCGAAGAUGAUGAAGAAAACCCUAAAAAGAUGGCAUGCGACUCGAUUGAGAAACCCUUUGGAUUUCUCUUCCUCUUCGGGCUUCUUGGGGAGGGAGAUCGACUUGGGGAGCUUGUGAAAACUCUCUGGAGCUUUGCAUUGCAGAUAGCUGAAAAUGUGAAGGAUUGCAAGGCAAUAGUAACUGAAUUAGGUUUCUCGGAUCCUAUUCGAGAGCAUGUUCCUGAAGAAGUCUCUACAGCAUGCAUUGAUGACUCCUGGUAUGCAAAAAAGAUCAAUAAUAUCAGCAGUGAAGAUGAUGAUUUAGUUUUGAAAGGAGAGUUGGGGAAUGUGUUUGUUGAUCCCAGAGACUUCUAAUAUUAGACUACUGCAUAUGCCUGCAUGAAUAUACAUUUAGACUAGCUAGCUAGAAAUAUUGGUCAUCGGUUAGUUGAUUAAAUGAUUAAUCAUGUAUUAUCCUCUGUGUGUUGAUGCAAUUGUACUACU
Messenger RNA from Daucus carota subsp. sativus, 1370 nucleotides. RefSeq names its product probable N-acetyltransferase HLS1-like. Gene Ontology annotation, molecular function: acyltransferase activity, transferring groups other than amino-acyl groups. NCBI's taxonomy places the organism in Eukaryota, Viridiplantae, Streptophyta, Magnoliopsida, Apiales, Apiaceae. The transcript is spliced from 3 exons. Bases 81 to 1241 code for a protein of 386 amino acids. The record is from RefSeq and is a predicted model, not a curated record.